AUGUCUUCAAAACAUGACCCUAAAUCGGGGAAUGAAAGCGACUCCAUCCUACCGAGAUCCAAUGCCAGAUCCGCAGCACUAUCAGUAUCAAACCGCGCUGCAGCAGAGCCCCCUGCCGAUCAUUUUAUACUGCAUAACCAAGACGUAGUUACACCUUACCUUACGCCCUACCAACCCAUUACUAAGUCAAACUCUAAGGAAAGAGUACCGGACACAGAGCCACAAAGCUGGGCUAGGCCAGCCUCCUGUAUCAUACAUAUGGCCCAAAGGAGGACAUCUUCUCAUGGCGACAUAAGUCCCUCCAAUCACCUCAGAAGAUACGCAAAAGGAAACCCAGAAACACAUAAGAGACACAAACAUCAGAAGAUAGCUAAAGCUUUCCCUUACAACGUAUAUAAAGGGAGCUUUAAUCGACAGGAUGUCCUAAUCAAGCACACACGGCUUCGCUAUCCACCUAUUCUACCAAAAUAA
Molecule: messenger RNA, 471 nt
Organism: Bipolaris victoriae FI3
Lineage: Eukaryota; Fungi; Ascomycota; Dothideomycetes; Pleosporales; Pleosporaceae
Exons: 4
Coding region: 1-471 (156 amino acids)
Source: RefSeq, a predicted model, not a curated record